Molecule: messenger RNA, 3261 nt
Organism: Cajanus cajan (pigeon pea)
Lineage: Eukaryota; Viridiplantae; Streptophyta; Magnoliopsida; Fabales; Fabaceae
Product: protein CHROMATIN REMODELING 35
Biological process (GO): gene silencing by siRNA-directed DNA methylation
Molecular function (GO): ATP binding
Source: RefSeq, a predicted model, not a curated record
CUCACACUCACUCUCUGAAAUGGAAUCAUCAAAUUCUUCCAUGCUUUCACUCUGAAUUCUCAAAGUCAUUUUCUUUCUUCAUUCUUCGUCACUCACAUAGUUAUCGAUGGAGUCCUCUGUUGAUGUGUUAGCUGCUAAACGCUCCCUUCCAAACGGAUUUUCCCCUAGCCCUGACAGACACAAAAGACUGAAGUUUUCAGGUGAUAGCCUGCCAUUCCCAGCACAUGAUAAGAAUUCAAAUGUUGUUGAAUACAGCAAUCCAUAUGCAAUUUCAUAUGUUCUGGAUCGUUUAGAGAGUGGAAAAUUUGGGAGUGUCACAAAGGACAUAGAGGCCCUUACGGCCCGAAAAAUGCAAAUACUGGGCCCUUAUUUUGCAAAAUAUCCUGUACUUGUUAAUCAAUUAUUGAAAGUGGUAACAAACAACGAUGAAGAAACUCCUAAGUUGGAAAAUCAACAAGUUACUGGUUUGACAAAUCAAAAUGUCAUAUAUUUGGAGGGGGAGCACACUAAGAAGGAUGUUCCUGCAGCGCCAAAUCCUGUUGUGAUUAUUGAUUCAGAUGAGGAAGAGGAUAGAGAUCAAAAAUCUGUUGUUCCAUAUCAUGAAGUUGUUUUGCCAAUGCCGAGACUAGUUGCUCCAUCUCCUGCAUUGAAGAUGAUUGGGUAUGACACUCUCAUUCCUUACCCGGGAGAAAGCAAAGAUCUAAAAAUUGGGACAAGUAUGAUUGGUAAAGUUAUGACUGGUAGAGGUAAUGCUAGGAGCGAUAAAGGUGCUUAUAUUGGUGUACAGGAGGAUGAAGAUCAGGUUGAAACUGAAGAUGAUGGUCUAGAAGAUAUUUGGAAGGAGAUGUCAAUGGCAAUAGAAACUUCCAAAGAUAUUUCUGAGAAUCUUCCGUCAGAUGAAGAAGAGAAAGAAGAUGAUGAUUGUGAUCACUCUUUUGUUUUGAAAGACGAUCUUGGUUAUGUUUGUCGCGUUUGUGGGGUCAUUGACCGAGGAAUUGAAACCAUAUUUGAGUUUCAGUACAAGGUUAAACGGAGCACAAGAACUUAUGCGUCUGAUUCAUGGAAUAACAAAGAAAAAAGAGAUAUAUUUGGAAUUAAUGUUGUUGAAGAUGGCCUUGUAUUAACUGAAUUAUCAGCGCAUCCUAGACACAUGAAACAGAUGAAACCCCAUCAAGUUGAAGGAUUCAAUUUUCUUGUUAGAAAUCUUGCGGGUGACCAUCCUGGGGGCUGCAUCUUGGCCCAUGCUCCAGGAUCUGGAAAAACAUUCAUGAUAAUCAGUUUCAUGCAAAGUUUUCUAGGAAAGUAUCCUAGUGCAAGACCCUUAGUGGUGCUUCCUAAGGGAAUAUUGUCAACAUGGAAGAAGGAGUUUCAGACAUGGCAAGUGGAGGACAUACCUCUUUAUGACCUUUACACAGUGAAGGCAGAUAGUAGAAGUCAACAACUAGAAGUGUUGAAGCAAUGGAUGGAGCAUAAAAGUAUCCUUUUCUUAGGAUACAAACAGUUCUCCUCUAUUGUCUGUGAUAAUGGGUCCAACAGUUUAUCAUUAUCUUGCCAAGAGAUUUUACUCAAGGUUCCUUCAAUUCUUAUUUUAGAUGAGGGACACAAUCCAAGGAAUGAAAACACAGAUAUGGUACAGUCCCUUGCAAAAGUUCAAACGCCUAGAAAAGUUGUACUGUCAGGAACCCUUUAUCAAAAUCAUGUCAGGGAGGUGUUUAACAUUUUAAAUCUUGUUCGGCCUAAAUUUUUGAAGAUGGAAACAUCUAGGCCUAUUGUCAGGCGCAUUCAUAGUAGAGUUCAUAUACCAGGUGUGAGAAGCUUCUAUGAUUUAGUUGAAAACACUUUGCAAAAGGAUAAGGAUUUUAAAAGGAAAAUAGCUGUUAUACAAGAUUUGCGUGAGAUGACGAGCAAGGUACUUCACUAUUAUAAAGGAGAUUUUCUUGAUGAGCUUCCUGGUCUUGUUGAUUUUACUGUGGUGCUCACUCUUAACCCUAGACAGAAGCCUGACGUUGAUAAAUUAAAAAGGCUAUCUAGAAAGUUCAAGAUAAGUUCUGUAGGCAGUGCUGUCUAUCUGCAUCCUAAACUGAAACCACUAGCAGAAAAAUGUGAAAAUUCUAUAUCUGAUAAUAUAAUGGAUGAUUUGAUAGAGAAACUAGAUAUGAGAGAUGGUGUGAAGUCAAAAUUCUAUUACAACAUGCUAAACAUGUGUGAAUCAGCAGGGGAGAAGCUUCUGGUUUUCAGUCAAUAUCUGUUACCUUUGAAAUAUUUAGAAAGGUUGACUAUGAAAUGGAAAGGUUGGAGUCUUGGAAGAGAAAUUUUUGUAAUCUCAGGAGAAUCAAGCUCUGAGCAACGAGAAUGGUCAAUGGAAAAAUUUAACAAUUCUCCUGACGCCAAAGUCUUCUUUGGCUCAAUCAAGGCAUGUGGAGAGGGCAUAUCAUUGGUUGGGGCAUCCCGCAUAAUUAUUUUGGACGUUCAUCUCAAUCCUUCAGUAACUCGCCAAGCUAUUGGUCGUGCAUUCAGACCGGGCCAGAAGAAGAAAGUCUUCGUGUAUCGAUUGGUAGCUGCUGGUUCUCCUGAAGAGGAAGAUCACACUACUUGUUUCAAGAAGGAAUUAAUAUCAAAAAUGUGGUUUGAAUGGAACGAGUAUUGUGGCGAUCGAGCUUUUGAAGUUGAGGCUGUUGAGGUGAAUGAGUGUGGUGAUCAAUUUCUUGAAAGUCCACUGUUACGGGAGGAUGUAAAAGCUUUGUAUAAAAGGUAGAAUGUGGCUUUGAAUGGGCAUGGGUAAAUUACUUUUUGCUUUCAUGUGAUUGCACAGUUUUAGCAUUGUAUUUUAUUUCAGAUCAGGGUAGAGAAUUACUGAAUUGAAUUUGGUUAAGUCUUUAGUCUCUGUGCAGUUACUUGCGAUCCAUCUGCUCUCUCACUCCCUGGUAUAGGGUUGUUGAUGUAUUGUAGAGUACAUUUAAUAUCCUGAAGUUGUUAGUUGUGCAGUAAUCCUGUUAGUCAUGUUUUCCAUUGCAUCUGCUGAUUAAGAAAAUGUUGCAAGUCCUUUAUGGGUAGUUGUGAUGUUAAGAAUGUUUUGCCUCAGAAGAUAUAAACAAAGCAUGAAAGUAAACGGAUGAGACAGUUAACUGGUUGAAAUUGUUGGAGGCUAAAAGUCCAAGCCCCUUUUCCAACACCGAAUUCUGGGUCACAAAAUUGAGAUUACUGUGUUGUAUUUGUAUCCGUUCAAACUUCCACACAACAUGAUUUAAGCUUUCACAAUUU